AUGAAAACUUUCUCCACUCCCGACAAUUUUUACUCGAACUACGACCUGAGGGGCUACGUUUCGAGAGGGGCGAACAGUGUGGUAAGGAAUUGCAUUUCUAAGAAGAAAUCCUCCGAGAGUUACUCGUCAAAAAUAAUUGAUCUGACAGCUGCCGUUGCACAGGGUUCGUCCGCUGAUAAGGAGCCCGCCAAAAACCACAACAAUGAAGUUAACAUGAUGAAGAUCUGCUCUGGACACGAAAAUAUCUGUCAGUGUCUUUUUGGAAAAAUAAAUUUUUCAUUUCGGAUGACAGAAAUUAAGUUUACAGUUUGGGCUAGGGUUACUUACAACGUUACCUGCGUUUUUAUCAGAUAG
Messenger RNA from Helobdella robusta, 354 nucleotides. RefSeq lists its product as hypothetical. The record is from RefSeq and is a predicted model, not a curated record. Bases 1 to 354 code for a protein of 117 amino acids. The transcript is spliced from 2 exons. Lineage: Eukaryota; Metazoa; Annelida; Clitellata; Rhynchobdellida; Glossiphoniidae.